Medicago truncatula (barrel medic) is the source of this 934-nucleotide messenger RNA. RefSeq names its product reactive Intermediate Deaminase A, chloroplastic. Lineage: Eukaryota; Viridiplantae; Streptophyta; Magnoliopsida; Fabales; Fabaceae. The record is from RefSeq and is a predicted model, not a curated record. The transcript is spliced from 6 exons. Gene Ontology annotation, cellular component: cytosol; mitochondrion. Gene Ontology annotation, molecular function: deaminase activity. The coding region runs from base 100 to 666 and encodes 188 amino acids.
CAACAAGAAGUACAAACAUUUCACUGCGUGUGUUACAGUCUUCGUAGUUAGUACAGACCGUGAACUCCCUCGUGUCUGAGCGAAUCUAGUGAGAAAGAGAUGGCGUCAUGGUGUGCAGCAAGGACCUUCCACAUUCCACCAAUCAACGCCGCCGUUCUCCACCGUCGUGCUUCAUGGGCCGCCGGAAUCGGCGGAGUCUCCGUUGCCGGCACUGCCAUGUUGCGUUCCUCUUCUUCUAAGCGCGCUAUGCCCUUCCUUUGCAUGAGUCUUUCCACUGAUACCCGGAUCAACAAGGAAGCUGUUUCGACAGAAAAAGCCCCAGCAGCAUUGGGACCGUAUUCUCAAGCAAUCAAAGCCAACAACCUUCUAUUUGUCUCAGGUGUCCUUGGUCUUGUUCCCGAGACAGGGAAGUUUGUCUCGGAAGAUGUUGAAGAUCAGACUGAGCAGGUUCUCAAAAACAUGGGGGAGAUCCUGAAAUCUGGGGGUGCCAGUUAUGCAUCAGUUGUUAAGACAACAAUUUUGUUGGCCGACUUGAAGGACUUCAAGAAAGUUAAUGAGAUCUAUGCUAAAUACUUUCCUUCACCUGCCCCAGCUCGUGCCACGUAUCAAGUAGCUGCCUUGCCGUUGGAUGCCAAGAUUGAAAUUGAGUGCAUAGCAGCACUGUGAGCUUCACCUUUAGUUGAAUUAGUUCUUCUGGAAAAUCAGGUCAAAUGAUACAAGAGGGAUAUCAGUACACAUCCAACUACUGGUGAUUACUUCGGUCUUUUCUAGUUGAAUCAUGGUUCUCUCUCUCUCUCCCUCUCAAGAUAUUGUGCACAUUGAAAAUGAGAGAAAUUGAAAGAGUUCUAGUUUGUUGUGACAUGAACAAGUGUUUGAUGUUAACUGUCAUUAUUUCAAAUAAUAAAGCGAUUUGUCCCGUGGAUUUUUGUUGUAA